Vitis vinifera (wine grape) is the source of this 2034-nucleotide messenger RNA. Its product is annotated as putative disease resistance protein RGA3. Gene Ontology annotation, molecular function: protein binding; ADP binding. Lineage: Eukaryota; Viridiplantae; Streptophyta; Magnoliopsida; Vitales; Vitaceae. Gene Ontology annotation, biological process: defense response to other organism. The coding region runs from base 1 to 2034 and encodes 677 amino acids. The record is from RefSeq and is a predicted model, not a curated record. The transcript has a single exon.
AUGUGCACUGAAGACUAUCGAUUGUGGGAACAACUGAAGAACACUAUCAACUGCGGAGCAUCAAGGAGUAGAGUUCUGGCGACCACACGGAAUGAGAGUGUUGUUAAGAUGAUGAGGACUGCGUACAAGCAUCCAUUGGGGGAACUAUCUCCGGAGCAAUCUUGGGCAUUAUUCCAUCAAAUAGCUUUCUUUGAAAAGAGCAGGGAGAAAGUGGAAGAAUUGAAAGCAAUUGGCGAGAAAAUAGCAGACAAAUGCAAGGGCUUGCCACUCGUUAUAAAAACUUUAGGGAAUCUCAUGCGCUUAAAAAAUAACAAGGAAGACUGGGAGAAUAUAUUGAAGAGUGAAGUAUGGCAGCUAGAUGAGUUUGAGAGAGAUAUUUCCCCUGCUUUGUUGUUGAGUUAUUAUGAUCUACCCCCUGCAAUUAAACGCUGCUUCUCAUUUUGUGCUGUUUUUCCAAAAGACUCGGUUAUUGAAAUAGAUAAGUUGAUCAAGUUGUGGAUGGCACAGGACUAUCUCAACUCUAAUGCGAGUAAAGAGAUGGAGAUGGUUGGCAGAGAGUACUUUGAAUAUUUAGCUGCUCGGUCUUUCUUUCAAGAUUUUGAAAAAGAUGGUGAUGAUAAUAUAAUAAGAUGUAAGAUGCAUGACAUAGUGCACAGUUUUGCUCAAUUUUUGACUAAGAAUGAAUGUUGUAUUAUGAACGAAGAAGGGAGAACAAAUGUAUCCUUCCAAAAAAUUCGCCAUGCCACCUUAAUUGGCCAACAAAGGCACCCGAAUUUUGUCUCCACAUAUGAAAUGAAGAAUCUACGCACCCUCUUGCUUGAGUUUGCAGUCGUUUCAAGCAUUGAUGAAGCCCUACCUAAUUUAUUCCAGCAUUUGACAUGCCUCAGGGUAUUGGAUUUGGCGCGGAAUCUUUUGAGAAAGGAAAUUCCAAAGGCACUUGAGAAAUUGAUACAUUUAAAAUACCUUAAUCUAUCACAUUGUCAUGGAUUGAGGGAAUUGCCGGAAGCAAUUUGUGAUUUGUAUAAUUUACAAACCUUAAAUAUUCGUGGAUGUGAUUCACUUGUGCAACUACCACAAGCAAUGGGUAAACUUAUUAAUCUGAGGCAUCUGCAAAAUUUUCUAACUAUUCUUCUAAAGGGCUUGCCAAAAGGAAUUUCAAGAUUAAACUCUCUUCAAACAUUGGAGAAAUUCACUGUAAGCAGUGAUGGUCACAAUGAAUGCAAUAUAGGAGAUUUGGGAAACUUGAGCAACCUUAGAGGGGAGCUUGAAAUAAGAGGGUUGCAGAAUGUGGAAAAUGCAAGGGAGGCACGAGAGGCAAAUUUGAAGAAUAAGAUACACAUUCAUCAUUUGACAAUGGUAUUUGAUCCACAGGAGGGGACGAACUAUUUGGUUGGAGCUCCACGAUCCUAUUCAACAAAUUUAUUACCUGAAGUAAAGGAGGGGCCGAAGAGUGUGGUUGAAGCUCCACGAUCCUAUUCAACAAAUUUAUUACCUGAAGUAAAGGAGAGGCCGAAGAGUGUGGUUGAAGCUCUACAACCCCAUCCAAACUUGAAAUCUCUAUGUAUACGGGGUUAUGGUGAUACAGAAUGGCCUGGUUGGAUGAUGAGGUCAUCAUUAACCCAACUGAAAAAUCUUGAACUCUCAUAUUGCAGUGGCUGUCUGUGUAUGCCUCCCUUAGGGGAACUUCCUGUCCUCGAGACGCUAGAAAUCAAGGGUGUGGAAAGAGUGAAACACAUUGGUGGCGGGUUUUUGGGAUCAUCAUCAACAAUUGCAUUCCCAAAGCUGAAGAAACUGACUUUUCGUAAUAUGAAAGAGUGGGAAAAGUGGGAAGUAAUAGAAGAAGAAAAGAGGUUAAUAAUGUCGUGUCUUAGUUACUUGGGAAUCCACAAAUGCCCAAAACUGGAGGGACUGCCUGACCGUGUCCUCCUAAGGACGCCAUUGCAGGAAUUAAUCAUCACAAAAUCUGGUACUCUCCAACAGCGUACCAACAGGAUAUUGGAGAGAAUGGACAAAAAGUAUCUCAUAUCCCAAUAG